Molecule: messenger RNA, 3661 nt
Organism: Elephantulus edwardii (Cape elephant shrew)
Lineage: Eukaryota; Metazoa; Chordata; Mammalia; Macroscelidea; Macroscelididae
Gene: APP
Product: amyloid beta (A4) precursor protein
Exons: 18
Coding region: 206-2518 (770 amino acids)
Biological process (GO): central nervous system development; axonogenesis
Cellular component (GO): cell surface; early endosome; Golgi apparatus
Molecular function (GO): signaling receptor activator activity; heparin binding; transition metal ion binding
Source: RefSeq, a predicted model, not a curated record
GGAUCAGCUGACUCUCCGGGCUGCGAGCCCCGCCGCCGCGCUCCUGCUCCGUCAGUUUCCUCGGCAGCAGUAGGCGAGAGCACCCAGAGCAGCGCUUUGCGGGGCCACCGGAGACGGCGAGGUCGGCGGAAGCACGAGCAAAGCAAGGGCGCGGCGGACCCCUCUGGCACAGCAACGCACUCGGUGUGCCCCGCGCAGGGUCGCGAUGCUCCCUGGUUUGGCACUGCUCCUGCUGGCCGCCUGGACGGCUAGGGCUCUGGAGGUGCCCACUGAUGGAAACGCUGGUCUGCUGGCAGAACCCCAGAUUGCCAUGUUCUGUGGAAAGCUGAACAUGCACAUGAACGUGCAGAACGGGAAGUGGGAGGCAGACCCAUCCGGGACCAAGACCUGCAUUGGCACCAAGGAGGGGAUCUUGCAGUAUUGCCAAGAAGUCUACCCUGAGCUGCAAAUCACCAAUGUGGUGGAAGCCAAUCAACCCGUGACCAUCCAGAACUGGUGCAAGAGGGGCCGCAAGCAGUGCAAGACCCAUGCCCGCAUUGUGAUUCCCUACCGCUGCCUUGUUGGUGAGUUUGUUAGUGACGCCCUUCUGGUUCCUGACAAGUGCAAAUUUCUGCAUCAGGAGAGGAUGGAUGUGUGUGAAACCCACCUUCACUGGCACACCGUCGCCAAAGAGACAUGCAGUGAGAAGAGUACCAACUUGCAUGACUAUGGCAUGCUGCUGCCCUGUGGAAUCGACAAGUUCCGAGGGGUGGAGUUCGUGUGCUGCCCGCUGGCUGAUGAGAGUGACAAUGUUGAUUCUGCUGAUGCUGAGGAAGAUGACUCUGAUGUCUGGUGGGGUGGAGCAGACACUGACUAUGCUGAUGGGAGUGAGGACAAAGUAGUAGAAGUGGCAGAGGAGGAGGAAGUGGCUGACGUUGAGGAUGAAGAAGCUGAGGACGAUGAGGAUGAUGAGGAUGGUGAUGAGGUGGAAGAAGAGGCUGAGGAACCCUAUGAAGAGGCUACAGAGAGAACCACCAGCAUCGCCACCACCACCACCACCACCACAGAGUCUGUGGAAGAGGUGGUUCGAGAGGUGUGCUCAGAACAAGCCAAGACGGGGCCAUGCCGAGCAAUGAUCUCCCGCUGGUACUUUGAUGUGACUGAAGGGAAGUGUGCCCCAUUCUUUUACGGCGGAUGUGGAGGCAACCGAAACAACUUUGACACUGAGGAGUACUGCAUGGCGGUCUGUGGCAGCGUCAUGUCCCAAAGUUUACUCAAGACUACCCAGGAACCUCUUCCCCAAGAUCCUGUUAAACUUCCUACAACAGCAGCCAGCACCCCUGACGCCGUGGACAAGUACCUGGAGACUCCUGGCGAUGAGAAUGAACAUGCUCAUUUCCAGAAAGCCAAGGAGAGACUUGAGGCCAAGCACCGGGAAAGAAUGUCCCAGGUCAUGAGAGAAUGGGAAGAGGCAGAACGUCAAGCAAAGAACUUGCCCAAAGCUGAUAAGAAGGCAGUCAUCCAGCAUUUCCAGGAGAAAGUGGAGUCUCUAGAGCAGGAGGCUGCCAAUGAGAGACAGCAAUUGGUGGAGACACACAUGGCCCGAGUGGAAGCCAUGCUCAACGACCGCCGCCGCCUGGCUCUGGAGAACUACAUCACAGCCCUGCAGGCCGUUCCUCCACGGCCUCGUCAUGUGUUUAAUAUGCUGAAGAAGUAUGUGCGCGCUGAGCAGAAAGACAGACAGCACACCCUAAAGCAUUUUGAACAUGUGCGCAUGGUGGAUCCAAAGAAAGCCGCCCAGAUUCGAUCCCAGGUGAUGACACACCUCCGUGUAAUCUACGAGCGCAUGAACCAGUCGCUCUCCCUGCUCUACAACGUGCCUGCAGUGGCCGAGGAGAUUCAGGAUGAAGUUGAUGAGCUGCUUCAGAAAGAGCAAAAUUAUUCAGAUGAUGUCUUGGCCAACAUGAUUAGUGAACCAAGAAUCAGUUAUGGAAAUGAUGCUCUCAUGCCUUCUUUGACUGAAACGAAAACCACUGUGGAGCUUCUGCCCGUGAAUGGAGAGUUCAGCCUGGAUGACCUCCAGCCCUGGCAUCCUUUUGGGGUGGACUCUGUGCCUGCCAACACAGAGAAUGAAGUUGAGCCUGUUGACGCCCGCCCUGCUGCCGACCGAGGACUGACUACUAGACCAGGUUCAGGACUAACAAAUAUUAAGACAGAAGAGAUCUCGGAAGUGAAGAUGGACGCAGAGUUCCGACAUGAUUCAGGAUAUGAAGUUCAUCAUCAAAAAUUGGUAUUCUUUGCAGAAGAUGUGGGUUCAAACAAAGGUGCAAUCAUUGGACUCAUGGUGGGUGGUGUUGUCAUAGCAACAGUGAUUGUCAUCACCUUGGUGAUGCUGAAGAAGAAACAGUAUACAUCUAUCCAUCACGGUGUGGUAGAGGUUGACGCGGCUGUGACCCCAGAGGAGCGCCACCUCUCCAAGAUGCAGCAGAAUGGCUAUGAAAAUCCAACUUACAAGUUCUUUGAGCAGAUGCAGAACUAGACCACCGCCACAGCAGCCUCUGAUGUUGGACAGCAAAACCAUUGCUUCACAACCCAUCGGUGUUCAUUCUUAGAAUAAUGUGGAAAGAAACAAACCUGUUUUCUUAUUUACUCAUUAUCGCCUUUUGACAGCUGUGCUGUAACACAAGUAGAUGCCUGAACUUGAAUUAAUAUACAAAUCAGUAAUGUAUUCUCUUCUCUUUACAUUUUGGUCUCUACACUACAUUAUUAAUGGGUUUUGUGUCCUGUAAAGAACUUAGCUGUAUCAAACUAGUGCAUGAAUAGAUCUCUCCUGAUUAUUUAUCACGCGUGGCCCCUUAGCCAGUUGUAUAUUAUUCUUGUGGUUUGUGACCCAAAUAAGUCCUAAUUGAAAUAUGCUUUAAGACUCGAUGGGGGAUGCUUCAUGUGAACGUGGGAGUUUAGCUGCUUCUCUUGCCUAAGUAUUCUUUUCCUGAUCACUAUGCAUUUUAAAGUUAAGCAUUUUUUUUAAGUAUAAAAGAUGAUUUUUGAGACUUUCUUUUCCACAGUUGCAUUUUACUGUACAGACUUUGCUGCUUCUGCUCUCAAUGUGAUACAGGAAUUCCGAGGAUACACGUUUAUGUCUUUGUGCCUGUUUUAUGUGCACACGUUAGGCAUUGAGAAUUGGAACUUUUUUGUCCAUGUAUCUUUGGAUCUUUGAUAAAAAAAAAGAAAAAGGAAAAAAUGAAGAAGAAUCCCUGUUCAUUAUAAGCACUUUUACUGGUGGAGGGAGGGGGGAGGGAGGCUCUGCUGGUCUCAAAUUACCAAUUCUAAAAAAAAAAAUUCUGCAGGAUAACUGUACAGAAGCAUUGCUUAUGACAUGAUAGCUUUCUACACUGUAUUACGUAAAUAAAUUAAAUAAAAUUACCCUGGGCUAGACUUUUCUUUGAAAGAUGACUUACAGACGUUAAACAUUCCAAGUAAUUUUUGGUGGUGGAAAAGGGGUGGAUUUUGUUUCUGUUAACCAAUCUAAAGCCUUUUGAUUAUGAUAUCAGGGAAGAUGGAAGAGAGAAAGAGUGAACCAAGGAAUGAGGAAGACAUGCAUGGACAAACCUUUCUUAAAGAUUUGUCUUCAAUUUGUAUAAACUGGUGUUUUCAUGUAAAUAAAUACAUUAUUGGAGGAGCA